This is a messenger RNA of Necator americanus (New World hookworm), 993 nucleotides long. RefSeq lists its product as uncharacterized. The record is from RefSeq and is a predicted model, not a curated record. The transcript is spliced from 4 exons. Bases 1 to 993 code for a protein of 330 amino acids. Lineage: Eukaryota; Metazoa; Nematoda; Chromadorea; Rhabditida; Ancylostomatidae.
AUGGUCACUGUCGGAAUCGAUGCAAAUGAGAAGAUGGGACUCGAAAAGCAAGCCGAUACGAAAAUGGACGCUGCAAAGGAAACGCUCCUGAUUCAAAUGCCGCAGAAGAAGUUUGCCAUUGCAUCUGCGGAAACAAAAUCCACGUACAAUCUUGUAUGUGUUGCGCGCAACACUGGUGACCUCAACCAGGAAAAGCGCCUUAGAAGGAAGUUGUGUCGUCAACUGCAACAAGACCGCGAUAACGAGUGGACGUCAAGAGCGAAUAAGUUUGAAAAGGUGUGGGAGGACAAGAACCCGCGGAAAGCUUAUGUUCCAUUAAAGCAGUAUAGCGGCAAAAUGAAAAGAUGCUCUCCUGUCCUUAGCAUUACCAGUGGAGUGGCUGUCGGUGAAGCAAUCCUUCCAAUUCGGUGGAAUCACUUCAAGACCUUGCUGAACCGGAAAACGCCGUCAGCACUUGGACUUGGGCCGAUAUGUGCGGUUAACGAGGAGAUUUUUCAUCUUCUGGAUACAGACCAAAACCAGCGACCGAGUCGGAUUCGUGAGAUAACAAAGAUCAUCCAUUCAAUAUGGAUAGACGAAAGGAUACCUGACUCGUGGAGAGACGCUAUCAUAAUUCCCCUCUACAAGAAGUUAUCCGUCACGGACCCUAGGAAUUAUCGAGGAAUUUCUUUGCUGCAUGUUAUGUACAUGGUAUUGGAGCGGAUUAUCCUGGACCAACUCGUUAAACAUCGCGAAGAAACAACGCGUGUUCUUCGUCAGCAGGGUAAUCGAAAUUGGCAGCGGUAUUCGAAGCCAAUGCAAUUAGCGUUACUGGACUUUGAAGCCGCUUUCCACUCUUUUCACCGAGGUCGUCUUCUCAACGCGCUCCGCGCCGAAGGAGUACCAGGAAAGUUUGUUCGCUUGCUUGAUGACAUGAAUCAACAUACAACUGCUGCAGUUCGAACACCAGCCGGAUGUACAACACCGUUUGAGAUGGUAACUGGAGUAAGAUAA